GCCGCCGCGCCCCUCGCGCCAUGGCCACGAGGCGCCGCCGCCGCCGUCGCGCAUGCGCCGCGUGGGCGCCACGCUGGGCCGCGUGCUGCGCCGCCAUGCACACUUCGUCGGGCCGGGCAUCAUGAGCUCCGUCGCCUUCAUGGACCCCGGCAACUGGGCCACGGACCUCUCCGCCGGCGCGCAGUUCGGCUACCGCCUGCUCUUCGUGCUGCUCCUCGCCGCCCUCAUCGGCAUCCUGCUGCAGGUGCUCGCCGUGCGCAUGGGCGUCGUGAGUGGCGUCGACCUGGCGCGCGGCACGCGCCUGCUGCUCCUGCCCGAGGAGCGCAGCGCGCGCCUGACGCAGGCGCCGCGGCGGCGCUGGUACAAGACUCGGCUGGCGGCGCUCUGGCUGCUCUACUUCGUCGCCGAGGGCGCCAUCAUCGCGACGGAGCUGGCCGAGCUGGUCGGCUCUGCCAUUGCCCUCAAUCUCCUCUUCCCCGCCCUGCCGCUCUGGGCCGGCGUGCUGCUCACCUCCGUUGACUGCCUCCUCAUUCUGCUCGUCUACUCCGAGGGCCGCUCGAUGCGCGUCUUUGAGGCCAUCAUUGCGCUGCUCGUCUUUGUCGUCAUGGCCUGCUUCGGCGUGCUGCUGGCGCGCGUCGAUGCGGACUGGGGCGAUGUGUUCCACGGCUACCUGCCGUCGUCGACCGUGGUGCAGUCGGAAGCGCUCUACAUUGGUGUUGGCAUCCUCGGCGCAACCGUCAUGCCGCACGCCCUCUUCAAUGCGAGCUCGUGGGCCACGGUCAACAGGCUGGAGUACGACGCCGAGCCGCCGCGGCAGAACGAGGCGUCUGCAGCUCCCAGCCCGGCGUCGCACUGGUGGCUCGUGCGCCGCUUCGGCUCGCUGCGGCGCAGCAUGCACCGGCGCUUCGAGUCGCUGCCCUCGAUGCGCCUCGGCGGCCCGCGCAUCCCCUCGCCCGACGCCAAGGCUGCCGCUCCGGCGCCGUCGGUGGCGUCGAUCAAGAUCCACCUGGCGCACGCGACGGCAGACAUUGUGCUUUCGCUGCUCUGCUUUGCCCUCGUCGUCAACAGCGCCAUCCUCAUCGUCGCGGCGGCCUCCUUCUACUUUGCGCCGCAGCGCCAGCAAGUAGGCGAUCUCUUCGAUGCAUUCGAGCUCAUCAAGCGCACCGUGGGCCACAGCUCGGCCAUCCUCUUUGCCGUCGCCCUGCUGGCCGCCGGGCAGAGUGCCAGCUUGACCGUGACGCUCGCCGGGCAGCUCGUGUCCGAGGGCUUCAUCCACUGGACGACGAACCCGUUCUGGCGGCGCGUGCUCACGCGCGCCAUCGCCCUGCUGCCGUCGUUUACGAUUGCCGCGGCAGUGGGCAGGGGCGGCCUGGACCGGAUGCUCGUGGCGAGCCAAGUGGCGCUCUCGAUGGCGCUGCCCUUCGUCCUCGUGCCGCUGCUGGUCAUCACGAGCAGCAAGACAUGGAUGACGGUGCGCGAGGCGCGCAACGUCGGCGAGGCCGAGGCGGCGGCAGAGCAGGCGGGCAUCAAGGCCGACGAGCCGGCGACGCCGGCGGCCGUCAAGCCCGAGACGCCGGGCACUCCCGGCGCCGUGCUGCUCCCAUACGUCGCCUCGCCGCCGCCGCUGCCGCCCGCCGACGCCGAGGCGCAAGAGCGCGUCGGGCGCUUUGCGAGCCCCUGGCCCGUCGUGCUGCUCUGCUGGCUCAUCUAUGCCCUCAUCGUCCUCUGCGACGGCUUCGUCGUCGUGACGAGCGCCAUGGGCAAGUCCUGAGCCGCUCUGCCUCAACGUCUCCCCUCCUCCAAUCGUCACCGCUGCCUCCCUGUAUCAUCACGCCCCUAUACAUGCCUCCCUCCUGCCCGCGGCAUCUUGUAACAUAUCAAUCGUGCGCUGCUCCUCGCUGCCCGGGCCGCACGACGGCAUGCACGGGGGCACUGAUGCAACAGACCCGCAUCGCUGGGCGAGCGGGGUGAGCGGGCCGAACUCC
Messenger RNA from Tilletiopsis washingtonensis, 1985 nucleotides. RefSeq names its product natural resistance-associated macrophage protein. Gene Ontology annotation, molecular function: manganese ion transmembrane transporter activity; cadmium ion transmembrane transporter activity. Lineage: Eukaryota; Fungi; Basidiomycota; Exobasidiomycetes; Entylomatales. The record is from RefSeq and is a predicted model, not a curated record. Bases 53 to 1771 code for a protein of 572 amino acids. The transcript is spliced from 5 exons. Gene Ontology annotation, cellular component: membrane. Gene Ontology annotation, biological process: iron ion transport; intracellular manganese ion homeostasis.